AGAAUUACUGUUAAUUUGGGGAACUAAUGAGGAACUCUGCAAGCAGAGCAAAUCAUUUUUACAGUAGCUUUAGACAAAGGAGUCUUACGCAAGAUUACCUUAUUUUUGUAUGCUGGACUUUUUGACUUGCUUUGGCUUGGAUCAGAUAUUAGAAUUCUUGUGUAGCACAUAGAUUACAGGUUGAUUUAUUUUUCAGGUAUCAAGAAAGGGAAAUGUGGAAGUUCAGCUCAAAAUACUGCAGGAAAGACUGACCACAAAGGGAGGACCCUACAGAAAAUCCAUUACAAAGGCCUUCUCUUAGGUGUGUGUGUGUGUGUGUGUGCAUCUGUAUGUCGGUGUGUACGCACACUUGCAUGCGUAUGUGCGCUGGGGUUGGGGAGUGGACAUCAGUCAAUUCUUGGACCUGGGGAGGAGCUUUCACCUUAAAUAUCUCUGCUGAGAUCCAUCUGGGAAGAAAUGCCACAUUGCUCCCUCUCUGCAUCUCAUAAGAGCACAGGACCAGCCAUCUCUCCAAUCAAAGCCUGCAAGAGGGAGACAGGAACAAAAGAAGCAUUAACAGCCAUACUGUGGAGACCUCUUCAUGUGACUGUUUUUUGUUUUUGUUUUUUCUCUCUCACAAGUCUACUCUGCAAAGCGCUGCUGUGAUUUUAACAAUUAAAGAACCUGUCAGACGCUAACUUGGAGCAUCUGUGGGAAGAUGGCACUUAGUUUAGGAACGCACCGGCUCUUUGCUCACUUAUAGGACUUACAGAACUUCAGCCCGUGCCUUGGGUGGAUGUGCAAGUCAGACUACCCACAGUCCUUUGCUACAGGAUAUCCUGGCGUGGUGCGUUUGCUGUGUGCGUGAUCCUGCAGAAGACUGCCGGACACAUCUCCAGACUGAUUCCUGCAGAACCGCCCAUGAGUAGCCAGACCAUCCCAAACAUCGGGGACUCGAGCCAGCUCCCCUCUCGACAGGACCAGGGCAGGGGGGAGCUGGAGGACCCGGGGGGCGAGGGGUACCCCACGGGCCAGCACGGGAGCAGCAGGGGGCCACUGAGGAUCGGGGGGAAACCCCACAGAGAGCUGAGCCCCAUGGAACAGCAGGAGCUGAGGAGGAAGAUCAACACCCGGGAGAGGAGGAGGAUGCAGGACCUGAACGUCGCCAUGGACGCGCUGAGGGAGGUGAUGGUGCCGUACUCCUCCCCUGCCUCGCAGAGCCACGCCCACGCCGCCCUGCCCGGGGCCCCGCCCGGCCGUAGGCUCUCCAAGAUCUCCACCCUCAUCCUGGCGCGCAACUACAUCCUGCUGCUGAGCUCGUCACUGCAGGAGAUGCGCAGGCUGCUGGGGGAGGUGAGCGUGGGCGUGGGGGCCACGCCCGGACCCAGGCUCCUGCUCACGGGGAGCUGGCCCUUCUUCACCCCCAGCCAGCUGCUCCUGGCCUCCGACUCCCUCCUUACCCCCACCAAGUGCCCCCUGCUGCCCGGCCCCACCGAAGAGCCCCUGCUGCCCCCCCUCCAGUGGGGCACGGCAGGGGGGGGUGCUCCCGGAGGCCAGCUUUGCUCCUGCGGGGUCUGCAGGCUCCCCCGAUUCACCCACAAUGGCCCUGUAUCUCGGUUCCCCAAAUAACGGCACCCCCCCCAUUUGGACUCUUCUGAAAUGACUUGUUCCUUAGAACCUCUUGGACUCUUAUGUGCAUGGCUCUGUAUGACGGACUUCAGCCUCCAUUUCACUAACCAGUUCUGAAAGUUUUUAGCUGAAAAUAAAUAGCCGUUUUCAUUUCAGCAACAGCUGAAGUAAAAUUUUAAAGGUGAGUUCACACUUUGAGAAUUAAUACAGGAAUAAAAUUUGUGAUUAUUAUGGCCUUGUGAGGAAAAUGUAUAUAUGUAUGUUUGUAUAUUCAUAUGCAUGGCCCUCAAAAUUAACAAUAACAAUAACAGUACAAUAAUUAGCACUGAGUCUUUCGUAGGUCAUCAAUUUGAAGGUUCCAGUCUUGUACAGGACAGCAUGCUCACACUUAUGUUCAGCACAAUGCAAAACUAAAUAUAUUUUUAAAAGUGUGAUCUGUGCUAUAGAGGUUAGACAUUGAUUUAAGGUAGUAUUUUGUACAUUCAGAGAUUCUAUAUUGCCUUUAAAAAAAUUAGAAUGACAUGAUUUAUAGUUACAGCUGCCUUUAGACAUACACUACAGUAAAAUCUAACAUAAUGUAACACUAGCCUUAAAUUAUUCACUGAACCCAAUAUGAUUGAUGUCACUGGUAUUUUUUUUUCUGAAGAAAUACAAUUUGAAAAUUGUACAAUUAUGUCCAUACAGCAAGCGAUUGAACUGAACAAGCCGGUGUGUGUGAAUGUAUAUGUAUGUGUGUGUGUGUGUGUGUGUGUGUGUGUGUGUGUGUGCGUGUGUGUGUGUGAGUGUGUGGGUGUG
Messenger RNA from Anguilla rostrata (American eel), 2403 nucleotides. RefSeq names its product oligodendrocyte transcription factor 1 (gene olig1). Gene Ontology annotation, biological process: positive regulation of transcription by RNA polymerase II; sensory organ development; axon development. Gene Ontology annotation, cellular component: nucleus. NCBI's taxonomy places the organism in Eukaryota, Metazoa, Chordata, Actinopteri, Anguilliformes, Anguillidae. The coding region runs from base 901 to 1608 and encodes 235 amino acids. The record is from RefSeq and is a predicted model, not a curated record. The transcript has a single exon. Gene Ontology annotation, molecular function: protein dimerization activity; DNA-binding transcription factor activity, RNA polymerase II-specific; E-box binding.